CAAUCUGUAUGUACACAGAGCUGUGGUCCAGGAUUCUGGAAAGUUCUACAAAAAGACAGACCGGUCUGCUGUUUUUCUUGUGCAUUUUGUCCAGAGCAGCACAUUUCCAACCAGACAGAUCAGCAGGAGUGCAUCCCUUGCCCAAGUCAAGAGUACCCAAACCCUGAGAGAAACCACUGCCUGCCCAAGGCAGUGACCUUCCUUUCCUUUGAGGAUCCUCUGGGCAUUGCUCUGGCCUGCACAGCUCUGUGCUUCUCUAUCAGCACAAUUGCAGUUCUGGGGAUCUUUCUCAAACACCGAGAAUCAGCAAUUGUUAAGGCCAAUAACCGGACUCUCAGCUACAUCCUGCUCAUCUCCAUCCUCCUCUGCUUCUUCUGCUCCUUUUUCUUCAUUGGACGCCCAAACAUAGUCUCCUGCAUACUGCAACAAAUAACAUUUGCACUUGUGUUCACCUUGGCUCUUUCCACUGUUUUGGCAAAAACUAUAACUGUAAUUCUGGCUUUUAAGGUCAUGAAGCCAGGAAGAACAAUGAGAAGGUUGUUUGUCUCAGGCGUCUAUAAUACUGUCAUUCCCAUCUGUGUCCUGAUCCAACUUAUUCUUUCUGGAGUCUGGCUGGGAAUCUCGCCUCCCUACAUUGACUCAGAUGAACACUCUGAACAUGCUCAUGUCAUCAUUUUAUGCAACAAGGGCUCAGUUACUGCUUUCUAUUGUGUGCUGGCUUACUUAGGGACCAUGGCUUUAGGCAGCUUCACUGUGGCUUUCCUGGUAAGGAACCUGCCUGACACAUUCAAUGAGGCCAAGUUCCUGACAUUCAGCAUGCUGGUCUUCCUCAGUGUCUGGGUCAUCUUCAUCCCUGUCUACCAGAGCACCAAGGGCAAAGCCGUCGUGGCUGUGGAGGUCUUCUCCAUAUUGGCCUCUAGUGCAGGGCUGCUGGGGUGCAUCUUCUUCCCUAAGUGCUACAUUAUUCUCUUAAGACCUGAUAAAAACUCUUUGAGAUUUAUUAAAAACAAAAUACACAGAAAUUAUAAAUCAUUUUAA
Messenger RNA from Meriones unguiculatus (Mongolian gerbil), 1038 nucleotides. Its product is annotated as vomeronasal type-2 receptor 116-like. Gene Ontology annotation, molecular function: G protein-coupled receptor activity. Gene Ontology annotation, biological process: G protein-coupled receptor signaling pathway. The annotation marks the transcript as partial. NCBI's taxonomy places the organism in Eukaryota, Metazoa, Chordata, Mammalia, Rodentia, Muridae. The transcript is spliced from 3 exons. The record is from RefSeq and is a predicted model, not a curated record. Gene Ontology annotation, cellular component: membrane.